Molecule: messenger RNA, 3098 nt
Organism: Larimichthys crocea (large yellow croaker)
Lineage: Eukaryota; Metazoa; Chordata; Actinopteri; Sciaenidae
Exons: 8
Coding region: 693-2396 (567 amino acids)
Biological process (GO): regulation of centriole replication
Cellular component (GO): cytosol; centriole; centrosome
Molecular function (GO): microtubule binding
Source: RefSeq, a predicted model, not a curated record
UGAGCCUCUGACUCCAUUAAUAACUUGUGCAGUGGGGACCUAUUAUGCAAGUCCUGAAACCUGAGAGCCAGUCACCUGCUCUGCUACCUGAGCCAGGGCUCAAGGGACGGAGGAGGAGAGAAGAAGGGUAGACAGCCUCAUUGAGCCGCCUGCCUGAAGGACUAAACUCAUAUGGAUAAGGCCUUGGGUGCUGCUGGAAGCUCCAGAGAUCCCUUGUGGGUGUUUUUUAACCAGCAUAACUAAACCAGAGGCCUGUGUGGGGAAUGAAUUAACCGCGAAAUAUCAAGAUCCACUGAAGCAUGUCUAACAGAGCUGUCUGUGUUAAAGUUCUACCAAGGACACAGGCUCACCUUCUCCUUUCAUCUGCACAGCAUAUUCAGCUCUUAACUCUCAGACAGUUAACAUAAGCUCAAAGGGUCAUUUAUACAAACAUAUUGACUGAGUCGAUGAGUUCUGCUCUGCUCCUUGAUCCCCUGUCAGCUGAGAGGAGUUUUCUACCGGGGCUUGAGAAAAGACCACAGAGCUCUCUCAGCUACUCUGUGACUGCACGCACGGAUGUGUAACACUCCUGGCUGAGUGCUGUGGCUUCUGCUGAAAGAAGUGGAUAUACAGUAUCUGAGUAUCUAGCAACACUUGAUGUCUUGGCCUUGACACUCCGCGUUAUCAGAUGAAAAAUAGAAGCGAGCUGGUCAAUGUCAGUGGGUUUCCACAGUUGGAGAUUCCCAAGCAUAUCGACGCCUGACAUCAAUGAGACCUCAAGUAAGGACAUCACUGCUUCACUGCACAGGAAUGUCCUGUCAUGGGGUGUGUGGAGGGGGCAAGAGGAGAAGGAGAGUGUAUCCCUUAGAACAAUAACACACUCUGCCUACUCUGAGACUGCAGACUGUGGAUCUUGCAGUGGAGUUUCCAACCUUUUCAGGACUGCAAGUGUCCCAGAUGUGGUGGAAAGAAGUCCAACGAGAACUUUUUCCUCCGUCACCAUCGCAGCCCGGAUGGUUUUGCCAUCACGUUUCACCUCACAGGACCCCGUGUAUCCAUCUACUCCAACACAGCAUGUGAAGAUAUCUCCACCAAAACUUCCAGAAACUUUCGGAGGAACCACCACAAGCAGAAUGAGAGUGUCAAACUCCCAACCGGACGUGUGCAGACAGAAUUCUACCAUUGUGACGCCAAAUGAGCUCAGACAGGCCCACUCACCAGCUGAUGAAUUGGCAGUGAGAGAUCGAGGAAAGAGGAAAGUACAACUUGUACAACGCAGACCGAGCUACACAGAGGGUGACAGAAAGCAGGACAGAGGUGGCUCGCUUGUGAACCUGGUCUCACAGCCUUCCUACAGGUCUUGUAUCCAUCUUGAGUUGUCUCUGAGGUUCACUAGGUCUGUCAUGUUUUUGGACAAGUCGCUUUCCAUUUCCCUUGAGGAACUACAGGGAAGAAGAGCAAGUCAACCUACUUUGUACAGGUCCACCUUGUCUAUUCGCCUUGGAGUUUCAACCUGCAGCAGAUCCUCUACAGAUAACAAACCAGCCAAAACAAAUGAGGGUUACGGGAGAUCCAGGGCACCCAUGUUGGACCAUAACAAACACAUUGGUCGAGGGAGUGGUUUAGGUCACUGCAGAGACCCUCUAUCAAAGCAACAGGGCCGUAAGGUCGAGAAAAUAGCACCCACUCAUGGUGUUCACAGCAAGGCUGAUGAUUCAGACAUACAGCACCACAGCAAUACUUUGGAAUUAUUGUCAUUCAGAGGGCCAGGCCCCUCAAACACAAAGGCCGGAAGGCAAAAGGGGAAUGCAGAUGAGCCAGCCUUCCUUCCACGGAGCAAUUUCAAGCACAGGCAGCACACUUCCAAUAUUGGCCCAGUGGACUCUAGAACAUGGAGCAAGCGAGCAGGAAGAGACAAGACAGAGGAGCAACAUGAACAUGACUGUUCCACAGAGCCUCAGAAAGACUACGCCUUGGAUAAGACCUGUUCCAGACUGAAGGCUGAAUUUCUCAAGGGCACACCUAAGACUCUCAGCCUCAAGGAGGCUUUGGAGCUCUUCAGGCCAGAUUUCAUCAGCCGAUCUCAGGGUCGGGUGAGGAGGUUGGAACAGAGGGCUCUGAGAAGGAGAGAGCUGCAGGACUCCAAUCCAGACCUGGUGCAGGGCCUCAGGGAGGAUCGAUUCAAACAAAAGAGGAACUGCACCACACCGGAUCCACUUAGCGAUAACCUUUUCAAGCCUAGAGAGAGGUCUAUAUCAGGCAGAGAGAUGCAGCUGAGGUCCAGACGGAUUUACAACAAGCUGCCAGAGGUGACAAAGAAAAAGGAGGAGGAGAAAAAGAGAGCUGUAUCAGAAACCAACAGACUGCGAGCAGAGGUCUUUAAAAAGAGACUUCUGGACCAGAUCCUGCAAAGAUAAAUGGAAGACACUAAAAAGGCAACUGGGGUUAAUUAACUGACCAUUCUUGGCUCUUCACUUCACGCAAUUACUAUCAAUUACAUACUGUAUUAAAUAUGACUUUGUAUUAAAUUCAAUUAAUCUGCUUUGCAAAGGCCAGGCCUGUACAAAUGUGUUCAUUUAAUUAAGGCUCAGAUCCUAUUUUAGUCUUGCUCUUUGCGUCCUGAAUGCUAUACAGUGCAGAGAAAUGCACUUAGAAACAAAAAUUUGCUGACAUUGUCAACACAGUUUUACAGUUGUCAGGGUGACAGGAGGACACAUUUCUUUAUUUGUCAUCAGUAUUUUUCAGGCAUUUUAUUUCACACCUAACAUACACGUUUAGAUAUUUCUGCUUGUACCACAAUGGCAGAUUAUAACAAAAUAAAUAAUUUUGUUUAUACUAUAAGAAUAUUCUAUGAAAAUUAGACGUGAUAUUCAUAAGCGCAGCCUUCCCACCUACCACAGAUGAAUUCAUAAUUGAUUAAAGACGUGUUUGACAGCUGAAAUAUUACAGCAGUGGAAUUGUUAUCUGUCUUCUCUGCUCAAAUUGACACCGGGUGAUUAUAUGCAAUGCAGAUGAAUGAUAUAAUUUUGCUCAUUUAUUUUCCAAUGAUUUGAUUCUUUACGUACAAUCUAAUUUUCCACUAAUGUAUCUCAAGUAUCUCGAAAUGAAAUAAAAGUAUU